Messenger RNA from Menidia menidia (Atlantic silverside), 249 nucleotides. Lineage: Eukaryota; Metazoa; Chordata; Actinopteri; Atheriniformes; Atherinopsidae. The record is from the annotation of a GenBank genome assembly.
AUGACCCUUUUCCGGCUGUUUGACGAGCACAAGGACGUGCUGAUCCUGGUCUUCCUGGAGGACAUUCCCAGCUACCUGCUGUCUCCGUACCACCGCAUGAGGAACCUGCUGAAGAAAAAGACCUACCUGAGCUGGCCCCGCGCCCAAACGCACCCCGAGGUGUUCUGGGAAAAGCUGCGUCUGGCCCUGCAGAGCGGAGACGAGCUGGACGAGCACAGGCUGCUCUCCAACAGGCUUCACUCCAUCUGA